Molecule: messenger RNA, 2022 nt
Organism: Aspergillus wentii DTO 134E9
Lineage: Eukaryota; Fungi; Ascomycota; Eurotiomycetes; Eurotiales; Aspergillaceae
Product: putative MFS transporter
Exons: 4
Coding region: 1-2022 (673 amino acids)
Biological process (GO): transmembrane transport
Molecular function (GO): transmembrane transporter activity
Source: RefSeq, a predicted model, not a curated record
AUGCCUGCGUCACAACCCCCAGGUAGCGCCAAUCUCUCAGCCAAAAUCUCCGUUAAAAAGGACCGGAAUGCCCGCCACACGCGGGCUACUUCUUGGUCGACCGGUUACGAUCAAGGCGGCGAGCCCUCCGACUCUGCACAACCUCAACGUCGUCGUCGCGAAUCCAACAUUUCCCUCGCCAGCGUCUCCGAGGGUCCCGGUGGCCCUGUAGACAGCGAUAACGAAGACGACAGCCUCGACGACGCCGACUCCAACAUGGCGUUGAAGAACACCUCGAUGGACUGGCGAGGCCAUGCCCGCAGUCGCUCUCAAAGCCAGCCUCAAAUUACUACUCUACAACAACACCCCGUUCAACAAUCACAACAACCACCCGUUUCCUCGGUCCCUGCUCGUCCGGCCCCCGUCACUUGGAUGUCGCUGCCCCGAAAACAGCAGCUGGGUCUGCUGGGUCUCUGUCGUGUCUUUGAUUUCUUGCAGAUCGCUUCCCUGCAGGCGUACAUGUUCUACCAACUCAAGUCGUUUGAUCCCGGCCUGUCCAACUCGGACGUUGCGACUCAGGCGGGUAUCUUGCAGGGUGCUUUUACGGCCGCUCAGUUCGCGACGGCGAUUCCCUGGGGCCGCGUGGCGGAUGCCGAAUGGGGUGGGCGGAGGUUCGUCCUGCUGGUCGGUUUGCUGGGGACGUCUGCUUCGUGUUUGGGUGUUGCCUUUUCGACGUCGUUCGCGCAGGCCGUGUUCUGGCGUUCGUUUGGCGGUGCUAUUAACGGGACGGUGGGGAUUAUCCGGACCAUGAUUGCGGAGAAUGUUAAAGAGAAGAAGUAUCAUUCGAGGGCGUUUUUGAUUCUGCCGAUUGGGUUUAAUGUGGCGUCUUUGUUUGGGCCUGUUAUGGGUGGUAUGCUCUCUGACCCUGUCGCGAGUUACCCGGCAUUGUUCGGUUCCAAUUCUUCCUUUGGAGGCGAGUCUGGCGUGCAAUGGCUUAUGAGGUAUCCCUAUGCUUUGCCUAUGCUGGCCAACGCCUUUUUCCUUACUUUCUGCGCUGUCUGCGUCUUCUUCGGUCUUGAAGAGACUUUGGAAGCUUGCAAGGGUAAGCCAGGUCCUGGCGCCUAUGCGAUGAAGCUCUUCACCCGUCUGGCCAAGACUGUCGUUCCAUCUUCAUCUCCGCUAUAUUCGAAACUUCCCUUCAACGACUACGAAGAACAGGGUCCCUUGCUUGGCCGACGAAUGGACACCACCGAGAGCUUCGAGCUGGAAGAAAAGGCCAAGCCCAUGCGCAGCGGUCCCCGUACUUUGUCUUUUACCAAGAUCUGGACAAAGAACGUUUUGUGCACACUGUUGGCUCAGUGCUUUUUCGACUUUCAGAUGGGUGCCUUUAACAACCUCUGGUUGCUUUUCCUCUCCACCCCUCGAUACGAUGUCAACGACCCCACUAGUCCCGCUCAGAACCUGCCUUUCACUUUCACCGGAGGUCUGGGUAUGUUGCCGCAAAGUGUUGGUUUCGCUACUGCCAUCUUGGGUGUGAUUGGCAUGCUUCUCCAGUUCACCAUUUAUCCCUCGAUCAACGGCCGUCUGGGCACCGCCAAAAGCUACCAGUAUUUCCUUUCGCUUUUCCCGCUGGCGUACGCCUUUGCUCCGUACAUCGCUCUCGCGCCGUCGUCUACGCCUCCUCCCGGACAGGCCAAUGGCCCUUGGGUCUGGUUCUCUAUCAUUGUCGUCCUCUUCCUGCAGGUCACAGCCCGUACAUUCACCCUUCCGACUUCGAUCAUCCUCUUGAACAACUGCUCUCCUCACCCGUCCGUUCUAGGAACCAUUCACGGUAUUGGCCAGUCCGUUUCCUCCGCCUUCCGAACCAUUGGUCCUAUCUUCUCCGGUGCUUGGUACGGAUACGGCUUGGAAGUUGGUAUGGUCGGAUUCGCCUGGUGGCUGAUUGCCCUGGUUUCCGUCUUCGGAUGUGUUGCUGCCAUCUUCGUCUACGAAGGCUCAGGCCAUGAGAUUCUUCUCCCGGGAGAGGAAGAAGACGAAUUAUAA